This is a messenger RNA of Lichtheimia ornata, 366 nucleotides long. RefSeq lists its product as uncharacterized. The record is from RefSeq and is a predicted model, not a curated record. NCBI's taxonomy places the organism in Eukaryota, Fungi, Mucoromycota, Mucoromycetes, Mucorales, Lichtheimiaceae. Bases 1 to 366 code for a protein of 121 amino acids. The transcript has 2 exons.
AUGGAAAAUAGCCCAGCUCAACAACAACAGCCUCCACCAAAGAAGCAGCAACACUCUCACAAUAGCAAUGACGACAAUGAUCAUCCUCCACCAUCCUAUGCUGAAGUUGCUGCGGCAGCAGCAUCAUCAAGAGGUAGACCGAUAGGAGGAGGAGGAGGAGGAGGAGGUGAUAAUCGAUCAUCAACGCCGCAUUCGCAUUAUCGUACGAUUGUGAUUGAACAAGAGGAAGUGGCACCCUUAUUAUCAUCCAUGGACAUUGAACGUCAAUUCCCUGUUGCUGCCUUGUUUUUCAUUUUUGGCUGGUAUGUGAAUAGCCUUCUUGUUCAUCAUCCACACAAACAAUUGUCAGCUGCUACUAAACAAUGA